This is a messenger RNA of Colletotrichum gloeosporioides, 558 nucleotides long. RefSeq lists its product as uncharacterized. The record is from RefSeq and is a predicted model, not a curated record. Bases 1 to 558 code for a protein of 185 amino acids. The transcript is spliced from 2 exons. NCBI's taxonomy places the organism in Eukaryota, Fungi, Ascomycota, Sordariomycetes, Glomerellales, Glomerellaceae.
AUGCCCAUAUUCUUCUACAUGCCAGAUGCCGAAUGGGAGAAUUCUGACACCGAAUUUCGGGUGGCCAAGGUAGAAAUCUCCGACCUUGUCGGCCACUUGGUUGACGAGGCCGACCCUGAUGGCAGCAUCACCUUCAACUGCGCCGAGCAGUUCAUGAUGUACUGCAAGGCAGCAACAUUCCACGACACCGCUAUACAAGCCCAGAUACUCGUCACGUCGAGCCCCAAGGGGCAAAAGGCACUUGACAAAGCAACCGUAGACUUCACCGACGAGAUGUGGGAUCCCGUCAAGAGCGCAGUCGUGGAGGCGGGCAACGUCGCCAAGUUCAGCCAGAACCCACACCUCGCAAGAAAACUGCUCUGCACGCAUGACCGCCUGCUGUGCGAAGCGGCACCCCGAGACCGCGUUUGGGGCAUCGGAUACAGUGCUAAGCAUGCCAUGAGCCAACAGAAGCACUGGGGAGAGAACCGCCUGGGAAAGGCGCUGAUGGCCACACGACAGCGCCUGAGGACCGAGCAAACGCAUGGCCAGAGACCGUGGAAUUGGUGGCAAGACUGA